AUGUUCAAUAAAAGAAAGAUUAACAAUGAUAAAGUUGAUUUAUUAAAUUCUAAUUCCCAAAAAAAGCUUAAAAUUUCGCCACAAGAUCCUUUCCUUGCAAGAUUAUCAAAUUAUAAUCUAGAUUAUUUAGAUGAUCCAACACUCCAUUUAAAAGAAAUCUAUGAUCCAAAUUCUAAAUGGUUUUCUAAAUUAAAGAAACCAAAAUUUGAUGUACUUUCACAAUUACCAUACAAGAUAGAAUCUCAUAAAGAUCAAGCAACUUUUCUUUGUCAUAUCAUUUACAAUCUUUACAUUGCCAUUUCCUCAUUGGAUAUUCAAGGGCUUCUGUCAAUUUCUGCAAAGGAUUUAACAGGCUUAAAAAAUCAAAUUAAUGAUUUAAAUAAUGAUAUCGAUUUAAUUUCAAAUAAUGAUAUUGCCAACUUUGAUGAAGGAGAAGAUGAUGAAGAUGAGGAUCUUGAUGAAUCAAAUGAAUAUCUCGAUCUAUCUGCACCAGAUUUUGUACCAAUCGGUAAAAUUACAGAAGAGUCAUCAGCUAUUAUUAACGUUAAUCAUUGGACCAAUGAAUUAAAAAAUUGUUUGCAUUUUAACAUACCAUUAUCCUUAAGAAAAUCUUUAGUCACAGUAUACUAUCAUCUAGCUUUAGUCCAAGGUCAAAAAAUUUAUAGACAAUUACAUGUUGAAGUUCUUGAUGGUUUGCUUUAUAAUGAUGAUAAAGGAAAUAAUUAUGUAGCAAUGCUUAAAAAAGAUGGUUUAAUUUUAAAUCAUGAAUUAAUUUUUCAAUUCUUGUGUGAAUUUUUACCAUAUCCUGAUUCCGAUUAUGUUCGAUAUGAUGUUCAAUCAAAAGAAGAUCUACAAUUAUUUAGAUUACUAUUAAAAAUUGCACAUAUUUCAAAACAAUUUUUCGAUAGAGAAAAUGAAGAUAUUUUAACUAAUUCAAUGGAUUUUUUAUUAUCAAGUUUUGCACCAUCCACAAUGUCAUCUGUUUUACCAAUUAUAACUUCUUUUAUGCCAUAUCACUACAAUACGAAAAAGAAAAUAACCGAUUACUUCCCAUUUAUGUUCAGUAUUUGGUCUUCAGUUAGUGCAAAUAUUGUCAUAGAUACUCACAUGUAUGAUUUUGUGGGUUCUAUAUCUGAAGAUAUUCAUUUUAAUCAAUUACAAAAUACUAUUGAUAUUGCUGUUGUAAACAAUCUAUUCUCCGAAUAUGGCUUAUUCACAAGGGAACAGAUGGUUUUCUUAUUUAAUAGAUUACAAGGUCAUUUAAGAACCAAUGGUCAAAUUCAUUCGUAUUCAAGAACUGUAAAACCAUUCGUUUAUUCCAUUAAUGGUUCCGACUAUGGUUUCUUCUUUGAAAACUUGGUCAGUUUAACUAAAUCGAUUAAAACUUUUGUUCAUCCAUCAAAUAGUGGAUUUUGGACCAAACCUAUUGCUAAAUUUAUCCAUUCUUUCAUUAAAAUAUAUCAUGGUAGAGUUAAGUUAGAACAAAAGUACAAUUUUAAAAGUCCAAUUGCCCUAAAUUCAGAUUGUAAUGAUAAAAUAGUAGAAACAUUUCUUGAUCUAUUAAAUAUUGGGGCUCAAAAUAAAAAUACUGACAUUUCAAAUUAUUACAUUUCAUGUUUCGCAUAUUUGUUAGAUUUAGAACCAACUAAUAAGUACCUAGUUAUGGAUAAGAUAUUAACAGAUGUUUACGACGCACUAUCAGGCGAAUAUAUCAAUUCAAGACAUAGAAUUAUAGCAUCUUUAAAACAAUUUAAUAGAGUAGUAAGAUUUUUAGUUAUGGACAAAUUGUACCGCGUUCAUGUCACUAAUAUACUUUCCACUUUCGUUGAAAAAAUUGAUUUAAAUGAUAUCAAUUUAACGAGUAAUAUUAUCAAUGGGAUUGUGUCCAUAGCCUCCUUCAUACCCUUGGAAUGUCCAGUCCAGGAUAAAGAAUACCUUUCAUUCGAAUCUCAUACUCUACCUUUCAUAGAACAACAUUUUUACCAUUUAAAGUCUGGUAAAUCGUCUGAAACAUUCGAGUAUGAUGAUAAUGUCUUAGAAAGUGCUUUUAGAGCCUCUACCACUAUAUUUAAUCACAUUUUGAAAGCUUACAUAGAUAAAUUAUUUCUAUUAGCGGAUAUAGAAUUGGACGAUGGCUUUAUAACCAAGGUUAAUCAAACUACGAUGAUUAUGAUAGAAUCUCUGGAUGACAAGGCCUUUAACUAUGUUUCAGAUUUAUUACAAAGAUCGUUUUGGGAAAAUGAUGCUUUCAAGGAUAAAGAUGCAAAUUACGAAAUUGUAACUAUUCCCUUAGCAGCACUAGUUAAAAGAAACAAGUUUUUGAGUAAAAAGAUUUUUGAAGCAUUGAUCUUCAAUAUAAAGGAUCAAGUUAGUCGUGGGGCAGGUUCUAUAAGAAGCUCAACAGAGAUACAGAAGAGAGAUACAAAACUGGUUUUAUAUUUAACCGCCUUGAAUGAUGUAUUAAGACAAUCUCAUGACUCAAUCUUCGAAUAUAAGAAAGAAUUACUUGAAUUUAUGAAAUACAUUUAUGAAAAUAUUACCAAUCCACCAUUAGACGUUAUCACCUCAUUAAUUAUACACAAUGUCUUGUUAACACUAACCUCUACUGAAAUUACUGAGUUUAGAUUAUUUGAAAAGGAUUGCCAAUUGACCCUUGAUUCAAAAUGGGGUGGAUUACAGUUUGAUAAUAUUGAGAAAUACAAGCCAAGAAAUUUGAAUUUCAAAUGGCAUGUCCCAUCAAAGCAUGAGAUUGAAUUAGCCAUCGAAAUUCUUGAAACAAUUUCUUCAUAUUGUAUUGACAAAGUUGAAAAAUUGUUACAAUCGCCUCAAGCCAACACAUACUUCGUUGACAGCAUACAAAAAUUCGUAUUGAUUUUGACUCAUUCUAUUUCUGGUUCAAGUCUUCUUUAUGAUCCAGAUUACAAUAGACAUAAAAUGAGCAUUGUGAAUUCGAAUAAAUCAAUUGGAGCUCCCCAUAAUGAGAAGCUGAGGAUCUUGAAAGAUCUAAAAUUUAUCAAUUAUGAUGAGGACGAUUUAGUCGAUACUAAAAAGAAUGAAGACAUUGAAGAGUCCAUAGAUUCAAAAGUUUCUCAUGAUAACCACGAUGAAAUUGAAUUAAAAGAAUAUGAGGAAGUUGAAGAAAAUUUGAUUUUUGAAAAUGACGAUGAUUCUGGCGAAAGCAUUUCAGGAUCCGCUUCUCGUCUUUGUACCCCAUCCUUAACCGAAAAUGGUCACUUUUCUCCUCAUACAUCCAUUCAUGCAACGACAGGGCUCACUGAUCUGAAUAUAUUUUCAUGUAACUACUAUUUCGGCAAUGAGAUAGAACAAAAGUUUCAAAAUCCACUUUACGUCAAAGUUCAUUCAAUCAGAUCAAAUAUUGGUUCUUUUUUCCACAAAAUGUCACAAUUCUUAUCACGUAAUUAUGAACACAAUGCAAACAUUUACCAGAGUCUACUACAUGGUUUAAAGGUUUGGUUCAGUGAUGUAGGACAAGAAAAUACGUUCAAUGAUGAUCCUGGUGCGUUCCUAGAUCUUGACUUCUUAGAGAAUAUACAGUCUCUAGCGCACCUGGAAGAUCCUCAUACAAGAACUCUUUUGGCUGUUAGAGUUGAUAAUGUUCAUCAAAGUCGUGUUCUGUUACAUUCCACAAGUAGGCGUGGUUCAAAAUUGGAAAACAUACUGCUAAGAGACAUAAUUAAAUUAUCUUGUUCAGUUUACCCUAAUAUUCAUAAGCCAGCACAGGGAGCUUUGGUCCAUUGUAUGAAACACAUAACAGGAUCCUACACCCUAAUCGUUAGUUCAAUAUUGAAAUUGUUGAAAGAAAACGUGAAGUUGCAAGAAAACAUGCAAAUUAAAGUUUUAUUGAAAUUGUUAUUGAUAAAGAAAAUUAAUAGAAAACUGAUGUCUGAUGUCAAAAACCUUGAAGAGUUGUGCUUGACUUUGAUAGAAUGUUGUAGAAUCAAUGAAUUGGACAUUUCUUUGUUUGCAGAAAAGAUUAUCACUGAUAUAGCCUCAGGUUUGAAGAUCCCAUCAUCAAUUUGUGUGCAUAAUGAAAAAAUGUUUAUCCCAAUUCAACCUCCUGACGAAAAAAUUGAUUUACAGGUCCAAACUGUGAAAUUCGCCAAGGAACAAAAGCGUAAGCAGUACCUCGAUUUACUUGAUUCUUUGGAAGCGGGAUUGCUGAUCGUAUUACAAAAUGAGAAGUCAUUGAGCUGGAAAAUUCCUAUUAUCAUAAUUAAAUUUAUUGCGAGAAUUCAAUCCAGUUUGGAAACCACCACUCGUGCCAAAACAAUAGCUGCCAUUUUUGCUCAAAGUAAAGCUAGACAUCCAGACAUCGUUCAUUUGGCUUUGAGAUCAUUUUUAGCGAUUUUCAAUAAAGUAUUUUCCUUAUCUGAUUAUGGUUAUGAUAUAUCAAGAGCUUAUCAAACUUCAUAUGAUCCGCCAUUUGUUACUGAAAUCGACACUUCUUCUCCAGCAUCGACCCAACUUUUCAGAAAAGAAAUGAAUAAUUUCAAAUCUCCAAGUUAUUUCAUAGAUUCUAGAGGCUGCGUUGGCUGGCUAUGUUGGGGUAGAAAAUUGAAAGUUGUAAAAUCAUCUCGUGUGGAAAUUAACUUGGAAGUAAAUGAAGUUGAAGCCGUUAAAUGUAUAGGUAAUUUGGUUUCUUUGGAGUGGCUAGAAAAUAUGAUGACUACAUUAGUUCAAGAUAACGAAACGCGUAGUGUUUUUAGUAGUGGGGAUGUAUCUUUUUUCACUUUCAUGAUUAUUUUAAUUUCCAAGAAGUAUACGAAAAACUUGACUCUCGAAGAUCUCUUCAAACUGUGUGAAAAAUUUUAUGAUAGAGAUGACAAAGCCUCGAUGAUUAUGUCUAUUGAAAUAUUUUCUGCUUUUAUUUGUGCCUCCAAAUAUAUGAAUAAAGAGGAAUUAAAGAAACGUGACGUAUUUGCCGAAAACUUUCUGCAGAAUGCAUUAGAUCAUGGGUUUAAUCAUGACGCUUUUGAAAUUUGGAGCACAGUGUGUUGGUGGCUUCCUACAAUUGUUGAUAUUAGAAGGUUUGAACCAUUUUAUAGAAUUAUUUCUCAGAUUGACAACUUUUCUGAUAUCACUUCUGAUGCAGCCGCUCAACAGGCUCAAAGAAACUUAAUGUUAAGGAGCCUUCUAAUGGGAUUAGAAUUCAAAAGUCCAAGCACAGAAGAAAUUUCCAAAAAUUUGCCAUUCGAGCAUCCUUAUGAUCAGGUCCGUUCUUCGAUUGCUAAAUUAUUUUCAACGCUAGUGCAAAAUGAAUGCUACCCUUCAUUCAAAAACAGUGAAGAGCUCAUGAACCUGGAGAUUACAAAUGUUGAUGGCCUUGGUUUACCAAUGAAAUCAGCGUCACCAGGUAUUGAUUCAACUAUCAGGAAGCAAUUCCAUGAAAUCACCCAGGAAUAUGACAAAGUUAAACAUUUGUCCCCUCAGGAAAUUUUAAAGACCCGUUACUACUACAUUUCCUCUACGAUAUUUUAUUGGGUCAAAGAUAUGAUCAAGGGACCAAACAAAAUCAUUAUAAUUCCCUAUUUGGUAGAUUACAUAAUCCCUUUCUUGACCACUUUGACUCUUCAAAAGGACCUUUGUAAGUUAAGUGGUAUAGAUCCAGCGUCUAUUUACCUCGGAAUAGCGUACUUACCUAUCAGAAAAGAACAAAUUAAGCCAAUUGUUGAUUCUAUCACCGAAGUUUCCAAUGACACCACUUCCUAUGGAUUGAAAUUACGUUUGGCAUUUGUACAACACUUCCUUUCUUCGCAAUUAUUACAAUUAACUACGGAGCAAAAGUCUCAGAUAUUGCAAUUCGUAGUUGAUCAAGUUUAUAAUGAUAAUUACGUUGAAGUAAGAAUUCGUGCAGCAGAUGUAUUAUCAGAUAUUGCUCAUAACAUUGAUGAUUCACAAGAAUUGGAAACAUUAAUAGAAAAUUUUUCUGCCAAGUUGAAGGGCUAUACAUGGGAAGAAAAACAGAAAUUAUCCAAGACUAGCAUGGAAAUACACGGUAGUGUAGUCGGUUUGGGAGCUGUAAUCUCAGCUUUCCCAUACGUUUUCCCAUUACCAAAAUGGAUACCAAAGGAAUUGAGUGAAUUGUCUUCUUGGGCAAGGACCAGUGGUAUGGCAGGAACUUCUGCAAAGGAUACCAUCAGUGAAUUCAAGAAAGUUAGGGCAGAUACUUGGAAAUUUGAUAGAUUAGAAUUUACUAGCGAUCAGCUGGAAGAUUUGCAGGGCGUACUAUGGAGAAGUUAUUACGCUUAA
Kazachstania africana CBS 2517 is the source of this 6270-nucleotide messenger RNA. RefSeq lists its product as uncharacterized. The coding region runs from base 1 to 6270 and encodes 2089 amino acids. Gene Ontology annotation, biological process: proteasomal ubiquitin-independent protein catabolic process. Lineage: Eukaryota; Fungi; Ascomycota; Saccharomycetes; Saccharomycetales; Saccharomycetaceae. The transcript has a single exon. Gene Ontology annotation, molecular function: proteasome binding; peptidase activator activity. Gene Ontology annotation, cellular component: cytosol; nucleus. The record is from RefSeq and is a predicted model, not a curated record.